This is a messenger RNA of Torulaspora globosa, 717 nucleotides long. RefSeq names its product Rrf1p (gene RRF1). Gene Ontology annotation, cellular component: mitochondrion. Gene Ontology annotation, biological process: translation. The transcript has a single exon. The record is from RefSeq and is a predicted model, not a curated record. The coding region runs from base 1 to 717 and encodes 238 amino acids. NCBI's taxonomy places the organism in Eukaryota, Fungi, Ascomycota, Saccharomycetes, Saccharomycetales, Saccharomycetaceae. Gene Ontology annotation, molecular function: ribosomal large subunit binding.
AUGGUUCAACGUCAAUUUGGAAUGCUAGCUAUUCAAUCCCUCUGUCGUUCUUUAUCUGCCAGGCGUGGGUUCCAAAGCUCUGCUCAAUUGCUUAAGAAGAACUCGAAUAAUAGGAAGAAUGGAAAAGAUUUGAAGGAAAAAGAAGAGGUUGACGUGGUCGAUUUAAGCCAAUAUGUGAAACAGGCUCAGGCAGAGUUUACUAAGACGUUGGAUUUGCACAAAAAAAAGCUGCAUGAGACGAGACAGGGUGUUGCAGACCCACGUAUGCUCGAUGAUCUCCGGAUGCAGGACGGUAAACCUUUGAAAACCGUAGCAUCGACAUCCAUGAAGGGUAAGAACGCUCUGUUGGUUACGGUGUAUGAUCCUAAAGAUACUAAGCAUGUCGUUAGUUCGAUCUUGGCAGCCGAUUUGAAUUUAACGCCCGUGCGAAUCCCAAACAAUGAGCAGCAACUGAAGAUCGCUUUACCACCGCCAACGACGGAAUCUCGUCUCAAGAUGUGCAAGUCGUUGAAAGCUGUUUUUGAAGAGUACAAGAACUCAUCAGCUAAAUACUCUUUGGGUCACAUCAGGGCUGAGAUACUGAAAGAUAUGAAAUCCUUCUCUAAGAAAGACGACAAAGUGCGGAAAGUUAUCCAAGAUGUGGAGAAAAUACAUAAGGAGUACGUCAAUAAGUUGGAAGAGCAGCUGAAGCAAGCUGAGAAGAGCGUCAUGAGUUAA